GGAGGAGCGCUGGAGGAAGGAGUUUCUUUCGCAAGACCUCUCAGGAUGGCAGCAGCGGCCGCGAGCGUUUCGUCCGCGCCAGCCAUUGUGCCCUAGGACGUCUCAGUAAACAACGGACAUAAGUACAUAUGCAGGUCGUGAAGAAAUUUCUGUUCGAUCCCCGAUGCGUCUAAAAAUUGCCACACCGCAUGUGAGAAAUAUUCAAGGCGAUAGAGAGAUGGGAGGGGAGAUAGGAGGAAGGGCGAAAGUCUAUCGAGAGGUGCCGGGAGUCGACUCCGAAGAUAAUAAGAUUUGGAGACACCUCAAAAGAGGGGAGAGAUGUAAGAAAAGGGAAAACGGGGAGGAAGGGAAAGGCGAUGAAAAUCGAAAUGGAUGGAUGGGGAUGGGGGGGGAGAGGAGAGAGGGAGGAAGGGAAAACGGAAGUAAAGUGGGAAAGCACAAGAAUGAGGGCGAGAGGUCGAAGAGGUUCAAGAUCGGUGGGUUUGUGAUUCAAGCGGGCAGGACAGUUGCAGACAAAGAAGGAAGAGUGCGUGAGCAGCUGAAAGGUCGGGCGGGGAGGAGGGAGAGGGAGAGAGAGAUAAGGGAGGAUAAUUAUGUUCGCAUGAAGCAGAAAGCGAACUUUCAGUGGACGGGAAGAGAUGUGGGCGAGAAAUGGAAGAGAGCAAGCAAGCAAUGGGGGGAGGAGAGGGGUUGGACCGAUUUGAUGGGAUGGGAUGAAAUGGAUGGAUGGAUGGAUGGAGAAUAA
Messenger RNA from Aspergillus piperis CBS 112811, 745 nucleotides. RefSeq lists its product as uncharacterized. NCBI's taxonomy places the organism in Eukaryota, Fungi, Ascomycota, Eurotiomycetes, Eurotiales, Aspergillaceae. Bases 164 to 745 code for a protein of 193 amino acids. The record is from RefSeq and is a predicted model, not a curated record. The transcript is spliced from 7 exons.